AUGCUAUUCAGGACGCUUCCUACAUUAAUCCCAAGGGUUAGUUACAGAUAUGCUAGCACUCAAGCUUAUAUAGACUUAAUGUCUCGUUUAAAAACAGAUUUAAAGGAAUCGAUGAUCAAAAAAGAUGACGUUAAGAAAACUACAAUAAAAGGCCUUCUAUCCGCCAUAAAAAAUAUGGAAAUUGAUAAUAAAGACAAGGAUUAUAACGAAUUCAUGUUACAGGAUAUAUUUUUCAAACAGUUGGCGCAAAGAAAAGGUUCUAUAGUUGAAUUUAAGAAAAACUACCGAGAUGACCUCGUUGCCAAAGAACUUGCAGAAAUAGACAUAAUUGCCCAAUAUCUUGCAUCCUUGCCAGUAUCUACAAAGGAUGAGUUAGAAGCUAACGUGCUUGAAUUUUUGGGUAAAUUAAAGUACUCUCAGGACUCAAUUAAAAUGCCGGAAGUCAUGCGCAAGCUUGAUUGGAAGACAAUUCCGAAUGAGUGGAAAGCAUCUCCUAAGCAGAUAAAAGUUGCUAUAGCAGAAAACUUUAAGAAAGUAUUUGAGUAG
This is a messenger RNA of Eremothecium sinecaudum, 546 nucleotides long. RefSeq names its product Aim41p (gene AIM41). The record is from RefSeq and is a predicted model, not a curated record. The coding region runs from base 1 to 546 and encodes 181 amino acids. NCBI's taxonomy places the organism in Eukaryota, Fungi, Ascomycota, Saccharomycetes, Saccharomycetales, Saccharomycetaceae. Gene Ontology annotation, cellular component: mitochondrion. The transcript has a single exon. Gene Ontology annotation, molecular function: carbon-nitrogen ligase activity, with glutamine as amido-N-donor.